Molecule: messenger RNA, 1763 nt
Organism: Melampsora larici-populina 98AG31
Lineage: Eukaryota; Fungi; Basidiomycota; Pucciniomycetes; Pucciniales; Melampsoraceae
Exons: 10
Coding region: 104-1426 (440 amino acids)
Biological process (GO): vacuole organization; endosomal transport
Molecular function (GO): ATP hydrolysis activity; ATP binding
Source: RefSeq, a predicted model, not a curated record
UUAAUUUAAACCAAUUCAUCAAAACACAAAACCAAGCACUGAACCCACCAAACUCAGAACCACAUCUUGGUCAACUUUCAAGCAAACACCACAUCGAUCGAUCAUGUCAACUAACAGUAAUUUCCUUGAUAAAGCAUGUGAAAUUGUUAGAACUGCAAUAGAUGAAGAUCUUAAACAGAAUUGGGAAGAAAGUUUAAAAUUAUAUAAAAACGCAUUAGAUUAUUUUCAUAUGGCAUAUAAAUAUGAAAAGAAUCCGAAAUUAAAAGAUUUAAUUAAGACUAAGAUGGAAGAAUAUUUAGAAAGAGCCGAAAAAUUAAAAACUCAUAUUCAAAGUUCUGAGAAUCAUAAACAAGGUAAACAAGCAGUUGGUGCAAAUGGAAAACAAUCAGGUAAUGAUGAUCAACCAACUCAGAAUGGUGAAGGAGAUGAUGCAGAAACCAAAAAACUAAGAGGAGCUCUAAACGGUGCGAUCCUAGCCGAAACUCCUAAUGUGAAAUGGGAAGAUGUAGCAGGCCUAGAAGGAGCCAAAGAAUCAUUGAAAGAAGCAGUGAUCCUACCUAUCAAAUUUCCACAUCUCUUCACCGGUAAACGUACACCUUGGAGAGGUAUACUUUUGUAUGGACCACCGGGAACAGGGAAAUCGUAUUUGGCUAAAGCUGUGGCGACUGAAGCUAAGAGUACUUUCUUUUCGGUUAGUAGUUCUGAUUUGGUGAGUAAAUGGAUGGGAGAAAGUGAGCGAUUGGUUAAACAACUCUUUACAAUGGCAAGAGAAAACAAACCAGCGAUUAUCUUUAUUGAUGAAGUCGAUUCACUUUGUGGUGUAAGAGGUGAAGGUGAAUCAGAAGCAGCACGUCGAAUCAAAACUGAGUUUUUGGUUCAAAUGAAUGGAGUUGGAAAUGAUUCUGAAGGAGUCUUGGUCUUGGGUGCCACUAAUAUUCCUUGGGCACUUGAUAUUGCGAUUCAAAGAAGAUUUGAAAAACGGAUUUUUAUUCCUUUACCUGAUUUAGAUGCAAGAAAACGAAUGUUUGAAUUGAAUGUAGGAAACACUCCUUGUACUUUAACUCAACUUGAUUAUCGUCAACUUGCUAAUCAAUCACAAGGGUAUUCGGGUUCGGAUAUUGCUGUGGUGGUUAGAGAUGCUUUGAUGCAACCUGUUCGUAAAGUCUUAAGUGCAACUCAUUUCAAAUGGGUGAUUACAAAAGAUUCAGAAGGAAAACAAAUCAAGAAACUGACACCAUGUUCACCAGGAGAUGUAGGAGCAGAAGAAAAGACUUGGUCAGAUUUAGAAGCUGAUGAAUUAUUAGAACCUGCAUUGAACUUGAAUGAUUUUAUUAGAGCUAUUCGAAAUACGCCUCCUACUGUUAGAGAAGAAGAUGUGAAGAGACAUUAUGAGUUUACUAAUGAAUCAGGUGCUGAUGGUGCUUGAGUGGGAGAUUUUUUUGGUUGUGUGUGUGUGUGUUAGAGAUGGAAGAGAUAGGUUUUGGGAUGUAAUGUGUGGUUUGUUUUGAAUGAAAAGAUUGUAUGAUCAUUGAAGAUUUUUGAUUUUUCUUUGUCUUUGAGUUUCUUUUUUUGUGAUAAGAAAUUGAAAUUAGUUGAAGGUUUUGAAAGGUACAUAAUAAGUUUUUUUGAAGAUAACCAUGUAUGUUUAGAAGAUAUUUGAUCAGAAUGUAGAUAGAUAUAGUUUGGAUUAGUGUUUUGAUUUUAUAUUUUUCAUUUUAUGACUGGAAUUUGUUUUUCAUAAGAAUUCAACUUGAGUCAAACAU